AUGCCUAAGUUGAUUAUAACUAUGGACACGACCCGCCCAGGCCACCUAGAUCCUCCCAGGCCGCCUAGGCGCCGCCUAGAUCCUUUCAGGCCGCCUAGGCGCUGCCUAGAUCCUCCCACGCCGCCUAGAUCCUCCCAGGCGGCCAAGACGCCGCCUAGAUCCUUCCAGGCCGCCAAGGCGCCUCCUAGAUCCUUCCAGGCCGCCUAG
Molecule: messenger RNA, 207 nt
Organism: Prunus armeniaca (apricot)
Lineage: Eukaryota; Viridiplantae; Streptophyta; Magnoliopsida; Rosales; Rosaceae
Source: the annotation of a GenBank genome assembly